ACGAAGUUCACCUUAUCUUAUCUUGUUCAUAGAGAAUAGAGAUAGGUUUAGGUUUAGGUUCAGGUACGUUUACGUACAUUCGUGAUACUGAACUAACGAUCGGAUCGGAUCGGAUCGGAUUUAUUUACAUUGGUUACAAACGCUCGUUUGCUCAGUCGCUUGUUUGUUUUUGCUUUCAAAAAUAUAGGUACUAUGUAGAUGUACCAAAAAAUAAACUAGGUACCUAAUAAAGUUGAUUGAUGUAAAAUAAAUAAUUUGCGUUCGCGUUACGUGUAAGUUAGUCUAUCUACUCGUACUAGACACUAGACAGUAUACAUUACAUACACCGAGAUGAACGUCAUCAACGAAAACGUAAUACAGACCAUCCUAAGUCGCGAUCGCGAUCGCGAAGCCGCAGAGGCAGAGGCGGCGGCGGCGGCGAAGGCGGAAGAGGAAGACGUUUCGUCCAUUCAAAUAGUAGAUUGGCGCGUCGAUGGUAUGAAUGAAAAAAGCAUCAUCAGCUACGCGUCCGAACUAUCUCGACUGGUCGUUCGUUAUCGUUAUCAUUAUCGUUGUGGAGGAGCGAAAGGAGCGAAAAAAGGAGGACAAGACGGAGACGGCGCUGGCGCUGGCGCUGUAUCGCGAGAGAAAAUUUUCAUAAUCAAGGAUCCUACCAAAGCUCCUCUGUACGCGUACGUAAAAAAUUUCGGUUGGUACGAUAACGAGGUAACGAUGUACGAUCGAGUAUUUCCGCAAAUGCUGCAGCAGUUGGCUCCGGAGCUGGACCACGACGAACACUCGUACGAGUACGAGUACUUUACACCUCGACAGUACUACUUCGACGACGAGACGCAGCUGCUGGUGCUGCAAGAUCUAUCUCAGAGCGGGUACAAGUGCGCGGAUCGCGUGCAAAAGCUCGACUUGGAACAUUGUAUUUACGCCGUCCGAAGUCUGGCCAAAUUGCACGCUUUAUCCGUCAAACUAGAAACUACGGUCGGUCUACCCGAAUCGGUCAAACGCAACGCUAUAUUCAGCGCCGACCGAGCGUCAGAUUUAACCGCCAUCCUCGCUCAAGGAAUCGCCACGUUUACAGACUGCGUUCCGCAACAUCUCAAACAGCUUUACCCGAACGUAAUCGCCGAUUUUACCCAACUAUCGGCCGAAAAAUUGAUCCGAGCCAACGACGAUUGUUGGCGUAACACGCGCUUCCGCGUUUUGAAUCACGGCGAUUUCAACGUCAAUAACAUCAUGUACAAAUACGACGAGUCGCUCGGACUCGUGAAAAACGUCAAACUUAUCGAUUUUCAACUGUCUCACUGGAACGGGCCGGCCAACGAUUUGCUAUUCUUCACCAUAACCAGUAUGCGCUUCGACGUGUACCGCAAACACUUGGCUUCGCUGUUGCAAAUUUACUCGGAUACCGCGAAUAAGAUACUGCGUCGAUUAGGCUGUCCCGUCUCCUCGUACGAGAAUGUCAGCGUGAGCCGGCUGCUCGACGAUAUCGAUACGCUGUAUCCGUACGCGUUAUACGUACUAAGUUGCGUGCUACCUUUCAUCAUGUUCGAUCCGCAAGAUCCUAACGCUAACCCUAUCGACGCCAAAAGUUUAAUCAAAGACGACCAGAUAGACUUCAGCGAUAGAAAAGACGCGCUUUAUCGAAAAAGCUAUCAAGAAACGAUGAUUCGAUGGCUGCAGCAUUUCGCUCAAAAAGGUACUUUACGCACUGACACUGACACUGACACUGACACUGACGAAGAAAAAUAACGGACCCGGACCGAAUCGAGAUCAAUUAACCAAGUCAAAAUACGAGUAUGUAAGAGUAGACUACAAUAUUGUAUUCGUCGUACGUAGCGUAGCGUAGCGUAGCGUGAAACCAAAACAGCAAAUUCUCGCCAUCCGAAUGCCAAAAUGUACAUACGAGUAGUUGUUCUCGUUACUCGUACCUAUAAUAAUGUUAUGUUAUCGUAAUUGUACAUACGUACAUACUCGUAAUCGUAUGCUAAGAUGUUGAAUGAAUUUCGAAAUAGAGUCUCAAAAAAAUUGUUAUGUAAAGUUAGAUCCCUACCUACGUAUAAUAAGAAGAUAAAAUUUUCAAGUGAUUAAAAAUACCUAGUUACCUACAUACCUA
This is a messenger RNA of Planococcus citri (citrus mealybug), 2107 nucleotides long. RefSeq lists its product as uncharacterized. NCBI's taxonomy places the organism in Eukaryota, Metazoa, Arthropoda, Insecta, Hemiptera, Pseudococcidae. The transcript is spliced from 3 exons. Bases 331 to 1743 code for a protein of 470 amino acids. The record is from RefSeq and is a predicted model, not a curated record.